AACGAUUUGCUUUCAAUCAAAUUGAUAAUAAAGAGCUACAAUGUAAUAUAUAAUUUCGAAGAAAUAAGAUGAGCGAAUCAACAAUUAAAAAACGUAAUUACGCACACGAUUAAGAGCAUCUCCACGUGCGCGCGCAGUGAUAAUUUUAUAUAUAGGUUUGUCUUUCUCGCAUAGCUGUCCCGGCAAUGCAUAUAUAUAUAUACGAGCGUUCACAAAAAUAGAAGUAUAUAGGAUAGCUGCACAUUAUAUCUCAGCAGACAACUCGCAUCAAAGCGGCGCGAGAAUAGUAUAGUCGUACAGAGUCAAGAGCUUUAUAACCUCGCAACACCGUGGAGACAGGGAGACAGCAAAGUGUCUCGCAAAUGCGGAUAAAUCAGAGAAAAGAAAUUUUUAGAAGAACAUUGAAAAUUCUGUUGGGACGUCCCGAUAUAGGAUGGUCCUGCGACUGCCUAUCCUCAAGCACCUAGCCAACGGCCCGAGAUACUUCAAGGUCAAACAUGCUUGCAAUGUGCUCGAGUCUUGGAUGAGGUUCUAUGUGAGUCUACCUUGGCUUACGCCCCACGAGGUGACCGAUAUUCUGCAAACCAAUGAAUUUACCAAAGAGUUUACUGGUCCUAAUUCUGUUAAAAGUUACGAUUCUAAUCAAUUAGCUUCUAAUAAUCCUAUAGAAGAUACUAGAGCUGAAGCAAGGUGUUUGUUAACAAAUGGCUUUCUAAUGGGGGUGUUCGAUGGCCAUGGUGGAAGUGCAUGUGCUCAAGUGGUAUCAAAACGUCUUUUAAAUUACAUUGCAGCUUAUCUAUUGCCCCCAAACAUGCUGCAGACAUUCCUGCAGUCAGUGAUAUCUGGAAAGAACUCCCAAUUACUUGAAUCAUUUAAUGAUAAAGCCAAGCUGGUUAAUGAACUUAAUGAAAUCUAUCAGAAAAGUUUCAUCCAAUUUCUCAAAGACUUGGCUGAAAAUAAUGCUAACAAGGAAUUCCAAAUGGAAGCUGCCAUAGAAAAUGCCUUUCUCAGGCUUGAUAACGACAUUUCGGACGAAGCUCUCAAUUCUACAAAAAGUAAUGUCACAAGAUUACUCUCUGUGGCAAUGUCAGGAGCAGUAGCUGCUGUUGCGCACAUUGAUGGACCUCAUUUACAUGUUGCUAGUGCAGGAGAUUGUCAAGUAGUUUUAGGAGUGCUUUCAGAAAACGAUAUGUGGUCUGCUAAGAUGAUGACAGUGGAACAUAACACCGAUAAUCGCACAGAAGUCGAGAGAAUAUUUUCGGAGCAUCCCCCGAACGAAAAAACGACUGCCAUAAAAAUGGAACGAUUGUUAGGUCAGCUGGCACCGCUUCGCGCUAUUGGUGAUUUUCGAUAUAAAUGGAGCCUUGAGCUGAUGCAGAAAAAAGUUGUGCCAUACUACGGCGAAAAUGCUAUUCCUCCAAACUACCUUACUCCUCCGUAUCUCACAGCUAAACCAGAAGUCAAGUAUCAUAGACUAACUCCAAGAGAUAAAUUUUUAAUCAUAGCUUCCGACGGUUUAUGGGACUUGAUAUCUCCAUUAGAAGCCGUCAGACUGGUGGGUGAGCACAUGAGCGGCAAAGUGACGCUAAGCCCACUACGACUACCUCGUAAAAAUAUGAAACUUUCAGAAAUUAAUGAAAUGUUACUGCAACGGAAGGAAGGGUUGGAGAAGAAACCCUUGGAUAGUAACGCAGCUACUCAUUUGAUAAGAAAUGCUUUGGGCGGCACGGAAUACGGAUUAAAUCAUGCUAAAAUAUCGAAAAUGUUGACAUUACCAGGAGAUGUUGUGCGAUUGUUUAGAGAUGAUAUUACUGUAACGGUGGUGUACAUGGACUCCGAGUUUUUGAGACAUUGUCCUCUUUAA
Phymastichus coffea is the source of this 1864-nucleotide messenger RNA. RefSeq names its product pyruvate dehydrogenase [acetyl-transferring]-phosphatase 1, mitochondrial (gene Pdp). The coding region runs from base 434 to 1864 and encodes 476 amino acids. The transcript has 5 exons. Lineage: Eukaryota; Metazoa; Arthropoda; Insecta; Hymenoptera; Eulophidae. Gene Ontology annotation, molecular function: protein serine/threonine phosphatase activity; cation binding. Gene Ontology annotation, biological process: protein dephosphorylation. The record is from RefSeq and is a predicted model, not a curated record.